AUGAGCGACGCACCUGCUGUUGAGGAGCCCAAGGUGGCCGCCGUCGCCGCUGAGGAGCAGGCGCCUGUCGAGGCUCCCGUCGCCGAGUCUGCUGACAAGGCAGAGGCAGAGGCAAAGUCUGAGGCCGAGAACGAGACCAAGCCCGAGACUAAGGAGGAGAGCAAGACUGAGGGCAAGGAUGACGCCAAGAUCCUGAAGACUAAGGGUCAGAUUGAUUACGAGAACCCUCGAAACAACCGCAAGUUCGACGCCAGCGCUCGUGAGGUCAGCGACGACCCCAUUGCGAUUCGCAAACAGGUCGAAUUCUACUUUGGCGACUUCAACUUCCCCCAGGACAAGUUCAUGUGGGAGCAGUGCGGCGGCGAGGAAAAUAAGCCCAUCGCCGUCAAGAAGAUCCAUUCCUUCAAGCGCAUGCGAUCAUUCCAGCCCUACAGCGCCGUCGUCGCUGCUCUCCGCGACAGUAGCGUCAUCGAUGUCGAGGGUGAGGAGGGCGAGGAGACCCUCAAGCGCAAGGUUCCUUACAAGCCGAUGGGCGCAGUCAAAGCUAAAACCGAGGCUGCCACGGUAUACGUCAAGGGCUUCGGUGACGAGACCCCGACUACCCAGUACGAUCUCGAGGUUUUCUUUGCCAAGUUCGGUGAUGUCAAGGGCAUCAAGCUCCGACGUACCAACGAAGACUUCUUCAAGGGCUCUGUGUUCGUCACCUUUGCCGAUGAGGAGGCCGCCAAGGAGUUUGUCGCCCUGGACCCCGCCCCCAAGUGGAACGAGCAUGACCUCAAGAUCAUGACCAAGCACGCCUACUGCCAAGAGAAGAACGACCUCAUCCGCCAAGGCAAGCUCGAGCCCAACAGCACCAACCCUAAGAAGUUUUUCGAGGGCAAGCAAGGCGGUGGCCGUGGUCGCGGCAACGACCGUAAUGGCCCCCGCGAUCGCGAUGACUGGAAGAAGCGCCGCGACUACGACCAGAAGAGCGGAUUCAGAGAUCGCCGUGGUGGCGGCCGGGGCCGUGGACGAGGAGGCCGUGGUGGACGAGGCCGUGGCGGCAACCGCGAUCGCGACUCCCGACCUCAAAGGGACGCUCCCAAGGAGGAGAAGCCCACCAUCCAGUCCAGCUCAGAGGCCACCAACGGGAAGCGCUCACGCGAAGACGACGGAGCCGCCGGGGAGCCUGCUGCCAAGAAGGUCGAUGUUAAGGAAUCAUAG
Clonostachys solani is the source of this 1203-nucleotide messenger RNA. The record is from the annotation of a GenBank genome assembly. NCBI's taxonomy places the organism in Eukaryota, Fungi, Ascomycota, Sordariomycetes, Hypocreales, Bionectriaceae.